Pristis pectinata (smalltooth sawfish) is the source of this 1149-nucleotide messenger RNA. RefSeq names its product nuclear receptor subfamily 2, group E, member 1 (gene nr2e1). Gene Ontology annotation, biological process: negative regulation of transcription by RNA polymerase II; cell differentiation; anatomical structure development. NCBI's taxonomy places the organism in Eukaryota, Metazoa, Chordata, Chondrichthyes, Rhinopristiformes, Pristidae. The record is from RefSeq and is a predicted model, not a curated record. The coding region runs from base 1 to 1149 and encodes 382 amino acids. The transcript has 9 exons. Gene Ontology annotation, molecular function: nuclear receptor activity; RNA polymerase II cis-regulatory region sequence-specific DNA binding; zinc ion binding.
AUGAGCAAGCCCGCCGGAUCAACAAGUCGUAUUUUGGAUAUUCCGUGCAAAGUCUGUGGAGACCGAAGUUCUGGUAAACAUUAUGGAGUUUAUGCUUGUGAUGGCUGCUCGGGGUUUUUCAAGCGCAGUAUUCGCCGGAAUAGAACCUACGUUUGCAAAUCAGGAAACCAGGGUGGCUGUCCUGUGGACAAGACUCACAGAAACCAAUGCAGAGCCUGCCGGCUGAAAAAGUGUCUUGAAGUCAACAUGAACAAAGAUGCUGUGCAACAUGAAAGAGGACCCAGGACAUCCACAAUAAGGAAGCAAGUAGCCCUGUAUUUUCGGGGACACAAGGAGGUGAAUGGAGGUGUCACUCCUUACCCAUCAGCUGCUUUACCUGGACCAGCUUUCUUCACUGCUGUAACCCAGUUGGAGACGCACAACAUUGAUCUCACUACUGGGUCUGAUCGCCAGGCAUUAGUGGGCUUACCACAGCCAACUCCAAAGUACCCGCAUGAAGUCAACGGAGCGCCCAUGUAUCUGUACGAAGUGGCGACUGAAUCGGUGUGUGAAUCUGCCGCGAGGCUUCUCUUCAUGAGCAUCAAGUGGGCCAAGAGUGUGCCCGCUUUCUCCACGCUCCCAUUCCAGGAUCAGCUCAUUCUUUUGGAAGACGCCUGGAGAGAACUCUUUGUUUUGGGAAUAGCCCAAUGGGCCAUACCAAUCGACUCCAGUACCCUGCUGGCCGUAUCCGGAAUGAACAGCGAUAACACCGACUCCCAGAAGUUGAACAAAAUCAUCGCCGAAAUCCAUGCGCUGCAGGAGGUGGUGGCGCGAUUCCGUCAACUCCGCGCAGACGCCACCGAAUUCGCCUGUUUGAAGUGCAUCGUGACUUUCAAAGCCGUUCCAACUCAGAGUGGUUCAGAGCUGAGGAAUUUCCGCAAUGCUUCAGCAAUCGCAGCUCUGCAAGACGAGGCUCAGCUCACUCUUAAUAGCUACAUCCAUACCAGAUACCCAACGCAGCCAUGCCGUUUUGGGAAGUUACUUUUACUUCUGCCAGCUUUACGAUCCGUGAACCCCUCGACUAUUGAAGAAGUGUUUUUCAAGAAAACAAUCGGCAACGUCCCUAUCACAAGACUUUUGUCAGACAUGUACAAGUCCAGCGAUAUUUAA